CCGCUGCGCCUCGCCGCCCCCCUCUUCGUCCCCUUCUUCCAGUGUGCCCUGACGGCCGCCCUCUGCCUGGGCCUCAGCCUGGGGGCGGCCUGCGGGCCCCCCUGCCCCGGCCUGCCCGCCCUCCGCCUCGACCCCAAGGUGUCCCGCAGCGUCCUGCCGCUCUCCGCCGUCUUCAUUGGCAUGGUCACCUCCAACAACCUCUGUCUCAAGUACGUUGGCGUGGCCUUCUACAACGUGGGGCGCUCCCUCACCACUGUCUUCAACGUGCUGCUCUCCUACCUGCUCCUCAAGCAGACCACCUCCCUCUACGCCCUCCUGGCCUGCGGAGUCAUCAUAGGUGGCUUCUGGCUGGGUGUUGACCAGGAAGGAGCAGAGGGCACUCUGUCAUGGACAGGUAUAUUCUUUGGGAUCUUAGCAAGCCUAUGUGUUUCGCUCAAUGCCAUCUACACCAAGAAGGUGCUGCCUGUGGUGGAUGGUAGCAUCUGGCGCCUGACCUUCUACAACAAUGUCAACGCUUGUGUCUUGUUCUUCCCCCUCAUGAUGCUGCUGGGCGAGUUCCGCACCCUCUACCACUUUGACAAGCUGGGGAGCCCCAGUUUUUGGGGCAUGAUGACCCUGGGGGGAGUGUUUGGCUUUGCCAUUGGGUAUGUGACUGGACUUCAGAUCAAGUUCACUAGCCCGCUCACCCACAACGUGUCUGGGACAGCCAAGGCCUGUGCCCAAACAGUGCUGGCUGUUAUCUACUUUGAGGAGACAAAGAGCUUCUUGUGGUGGACGAGUAACUUGAUGGUUCUGGGUGGCUCCUUUGCCUACACAUGGGUGAAAGGACUGGAGAUGAGAAAGGUGCAAGAGGAUCCUAAUGUCAAAAGCGGUGAAAGAAAUGAGACUGGCGUGUAGGCAGCUCCUGCACCUCUGUUUCUGUGCCCAGGGGAUUAACCGUUGGUGCUCCUUUCCUCCUGGGUACAAGAAGAGCAACGAGCGGGGAAAAAAUUCACCGUCAAAGUGUAUGGGGAACUGUGUCAGGAACCAGAGCCGAAGACCUGACUGGAUCAUGUUUUAUCCAUGGGAUCUCACCCUGUAUCAGAGUUGGGGAGAGCAUGUGUUGUAGAGAGCAAUGAGGGUUUUUUGUGAU
This is a messenger RNA of Charadrius vociferus (killdeer), 1132 nucleotides long. RefSeq names its product solute carrier family 35 (GDP-fucose transporter), member C1 (gene SLC35C1). Lineage: Eukaryota; Metazoa; Chordata; Aves; Charadriiformes; Charadriidae. The transcript is spliced from 2 exons. The record is from RefSeq and is a predicted model, not a curated record. Gene Ontology annotation, molecular function: antiporter activity. Gene Ontology annotation, biological process: GDP-fucose import into Golgi lumen; protein O-linked glycosylation via fucose. The annotation marks the transcript as partial. Gene Ontology annotation, cellular component: Golgi apparatus.